Messenger RNA from Camarhynchus parvulus, 3341 nucleotides. It is a transcript of the gene CAPN3, whose product is annotated as calpain 3. The transcript has 24 exons. Gene Ontology annotation, biological process: negative regulation of apoptotic process; proteolysis. Gene Ontology annotation, molecular function: calcium ion binding; calcium-dependent cysteine-type endopeptidase activity. NCBI's taxonomy places the organism in Eukaryota, Metazoa, Chordata, Aves, Passeriformes, Thraupidae. Gene Ontology annotation, cellular component: cytoplasm. The record is from RefSeq and is a predicted model, not a curated record. The coding region runs from base 1 to 2439 and encodes 812 amino acids.
AUGCCGACCGCCAUAAAUGCAGCGGUGGCUCAGCGAACAGCUGCUGGGUCAGUCCCCAGCACCACUGCUGGCACUACGGAGGGGGCAGGAGGGGGCACAGGGGGCAUUUAUUCUGCCAUUAUAAGUCGCAAUCAGCCUAUUAUCCACGUAAAGGAGAAGACAUAUGAAGAGCUUCACAAGAAGUGUCUGGAGAAAAACAUCCUCUAUGAAGAUCCUGAUUUCCCUGCAAAUGAGUCGUCCCUUUUCUACAGCCAGAAAAGCCCUGUCAAGUUCGAAUGGAAAAGACCACGUGAAAUCUGUGAGAAUCCACGGUUUAUCAUUGGUGGAGCCAACAGAACAGAUAUCUGCCAAGGAGAAUUAGGUAACUGCUGGUUUCUGGCUGCCAUUGCUUGCCUGACACUGAAUAAAAAACUACUCUGUAGAGUCAUUCCUCAUGACCAGUCCUUUAUACAAAACUAUGCCGGUAUCUUUCACUUCCAGUUCUGGCGCUAUGGAGACUGGGUGGAUGUCGUCAUCGAUGACUGCUUACCCACCUACAACAACCAGCUGGUCUUUACCAAGUCCUCCCAGCGCAACGAGUUCUGGAGCGCCCUCCUGGAAAAGGCCUAUGCAAAACUCCAUGGGUCAUAUGAAGCUUUGAAGGGAGGCAACACCACUGAAGCCAUGGAGGAUUUCACCGGAGGAGUCACAGAGUUCUAUGAGAUAAAGGAUGCCCCUAAAGAUAUCUAUAAAAUCAUGAAACAUGCCAUUGACAGAGGAUCCCUCAUGGCCAGUUCCAUUGAUGAUGACCUAGGCUUUUGCUAUGGAUCAGCUCCUCGGAGCAACAUUGGGGAACUGAUUGCUCGCAUGGUGAAGAAUCAAGAAAAUGCACAGAUGACUCAGUCCACUGUAGACUACCAGGGCAUCGAGGAGAGGCCAGCCUGGACCAUAAUGCCGAUGCAGUACGAGACACGGAUGUCCUGCGGGCUUGUCAAAGGGCACGCCUACUCUGUGACGGCCGUGGAAGAGACAGUAUUUAAAGGAGAAAAAAUACGUCUGGUAAGGCUGAGAAACCCCUGGGGCCAGGUGGAAUGGAAUGGAGCCUGGAGUGACAAGUCAGAGGAGUGGGACUCUGUUAACGAAGAAGAGAAAAUCCGCCUGCAGCACAAGGUUGUGGAGGAUGGGGAGUUCUGGAUAUCAUUUCAAGAUUUCAUGAGGCACUUCACAAAGCUUGAGAUCUGUAACCUCACACCUGAUGCUCUGGAAGUCGAUAAAUUCCAGACCUGGACCGUGUCAGUUAAUGAAGGACGCUGGGUGAGAGGCUGCUCAGCUGGAGGCUGCCGCAAUUAUCCAGAUACAUUUUGGACCAAUCCCCAGUAUCGCUUGAAGCUCCUGGAGGAAGAUGAUGAUCCUGAGGAUGAAGAGGUUAUCUGCAGCUUCCUUGUCGCACUCAUGCAGAAAAACAGGAGGAAAGAGCGCAAGCUGGGAGCCAACCUGUACACCAUUGGCUUUGCCAUCUAUGAGGUGCCCAAAGAGAUGCAUGGUACUAAGCACCACUUGCAGAAGGAUUUUUUCCUCUACAAUGCCUCCAAAGCUAGAAGUAAGACCUACAUAAACAUGCGAGAAAUCUCUGAGCGCUUCCGGUUACCUCCCAGCGAGUACGUCAUCAUCCCGUCGACAUAUGACCCCCACCAGGAGGGAGAAUUCAUCCUCAGGGUCUUCUCAGAGAAAAGAAGUCUUUCAGAGGAGGUUGAAAACAUGAUUGAGGCAGAACGUCCAUUGGUAAGUACUAAGAAAAAGGGCAAGCCUAUCAUCUUCGUUUCUGACAGAGCAAACAGCAAUAAGGAGCUGACAGCAGAUGAAAAUUCUGGCAAAGAUGGUGAAAAAACCCAAGCAGAUGAGAAAAAGCGUUCUUCAACAAAAGCUCAUGAGGAGAGUGAAGAGCAAAAACAGUUCAGGAAUAUUUUCCGACAGAUUGCAGGGGAUGACAUGGAGAUCAAUGCUGAGGAACUUAGGAAUGUUCUCAAUAAUGUCGUAAAAAAACAUAAGGACCUAAGGUCAGAAGGGUUUGAAUUGGAAUCCUGCCGCAGCAUGAUUGCUUUAAUGGAUACGGAUGGCUCAGGGAAGAUAAACUUUGAUGAAUUUCGACAUCUCUGGGACAAGAUUAAAAGCUGGCAGAAAAUUUUCAAGCGCUAUGACACAGAUCAUUCAGGAACCAUUAACAGCUACGAGAUGCGCAACGCAGUCAAUGAUGCAGGGUUUCGGCUGAACAACCAGCUCUACGACAUCAUCACCAUGCGCUAUGCCGACAAGAACAUGAACAUUGAUUUUGACAGCUUCAUCUGCUGCUUCGUGCGCCUGGACGCCAUGUUCCGGGCAUUCCACGCCUUUGACAAAGAUGGAGAUGGCAUCAUUAAGCUCAAUGUCUUGGAGUGGCUGCAGCUCACGCUCUAUGCGUAACGCCAGAGCCAGUGGCCACCUCCAUCAAGAUCACACUGAAGAUUCCAAGGACUAGCACCAUUCAUCCCAAGGGCAAUUCCUAAUAAUGUCAUUCACUCCUCAAGAUGAACAGCACAUGGGAAGAAGCCCUUGGAAAGAGACAACCACACUGUAGUGGACAGCCCAGUACGCAUAUUUCGAAACUACUUUUAUAGCAUCCUGACAUUUUUCCUUUGGGCAACAAGGAUUAAUUUAUUGAUGACUGAAUUAAGCUUUCUCUGCAUGGUGAAGACAUGGAGAAUACAAAAUUGUUCUGCUUGUGCUGACAACUGGAAAGGUCUUCCCUCAAGUGAGGUGAAACUGGGACUGUAUCUAACUGUGAAAGUCAAAGGUGUUUACUGCCACCUUGUAAUUGGUCAUUAACUCUUUGUCCUGCUCUUGGUAUUAUCCUUUCAUCUCUUUGUAAUGUUUACUGAAUAAUUCACAUGAGAUUGUGCUAAUUGCAUUAAUAUUAUGCAACCCAAUGACUCAAGUUACAGAUUUGGCUGUGCAGGUUGGAUCUCUGCUAUGUAGAAAUGGGAGAGUACGGCACAACAGACUGCAAUACCCAAGUACAGCUUGAUCUAAUGCCUCAGCAGAAGUACCAGAACUGAGCAAUUGGCUCUCAGUAUUAGUACUUAUCCUGAUUACAAAUGUGGACAUUGUAAAUGUUUUUCAUUGUAACUGCAUUCCCCAUAAUAUUGAGAAACUUAUUUGUCAUUUGAGGCAGACAACCUCUUAUACAUACAAAUUUAUAUAUCUACACACAAAUAUUUCCACUACUGCACGUCCUAGUUCCCAACAGUAGCAUGGAUUUCUUUAUUGCAAGAGGUGACUUGUAGGAGAAUCUAUGUCAGCAUGACCACUUUAGGAAUACUAUUCCA